Messenger RNA from Monopterus albus (swamp eel), 717 nucleotides. RefSeq names its product neuritin-like. Bases 258 to 701 code for a protein of 147 amino acids. Gene Ontology annotation, biological process: nervous system development; neuron projection extension. The transcript is spliced from 3 exons. The record is from RefSeq and is a predicted model, not a curated record. Gene Ontology annotation, cellular component: plasma membrane. Lineage: Eukaryota; Metazoa; Chordata; Actinopteri; Synbranchiformes; Synbranchidae.
UGCCGAGGGGGGAAGAUGAGCUCAGCGCGCGCUGGGGCGCAGGUAACGUCAGCAGUCGGCCGGAGCAAGGGAAGGACUGUGCAUACAUAGCAAGUGUUUACCACCGAGUAAUCACUAAUACACACCGACACACAUUAAUAAUGUGUAGCUAAUCGGCUCCGUGUGACUCUGCGCUGCUUUUUUGUUUGUUUUUUAAAAUCCUGAUUCAUGAGCGCCUCGGCAGCAUCCCGCGCCUUCCGCCGGGCUUGAAAUGGGAUAUGGGAUUUUUCAUGUCGACGAAGCUCGGAGGGGUUCUCGCUUUAGUCUUGGUGUUCCUGCCCAUUGUGGUGUCAGGAGACUCCACAGAUGUGAAGUGUGAAAACAUUUAUAAGGAUUUUUCAGAGUGUGUGCUGAAGCUGGGAGAGAGCAUGGAUAACUAUCAGGAGAACAUGACCAGUGAGUGGGGAGUGGCAGCAGUGUGCAGCCACUGGGAAGAUUUCCACACGUGUGCUCUCACGGCGCUGUCCGACUGUCGAGAGGAAGUCAGCUCCAUCUGGGAGGCUCUGAGGCAGGACUCCAGAAAAAUGAGUUUCCAGGGAAGUCUCUUUGACCUGUGCAGCGCCAGCUCUUCUCCAAGCACAAGUUCACCUCUCGCCGCCCUUACCUUGCCACUGAUGCUGAUCAUGGUUGGGCCAAGUUGGUCCGCUGUACAGAUGGGGUAGGGGUGGUGGCGAGGUG